CUGGCGAUAUCAAUACAUCGAUACCAGACCAGACCACACCAAAAAGAUCUACCAAAAGAGAAAAAGGAAAAGUUUCCUUGGCCUUUCCUGUCAGCAACGACCACAAAAACAGAAGUUUUAGACAAACGAGCCAGAAGACAUACAUCAUCCUCCGUGUCUUGGUUUUGGACCUGUUAGUUGCACUGCCAUCUGUUAUCACACGAAACUCCUUUUUCAUAGCAAAAAUGACAGCUUUGUCUUGAAGAUUUUGUCUCUUAUUCUUUCUAGUCUUUAAGGAAUAUACACCGUUUUUAGAAUGGAAGCUGUAAUAAAGUUGCUAUGCGAUAUUUUUGGAUUUGGACAUAGUUGUUAAGCUUGUGGAUGUGUUUGAGGAUGUUAAGGAUUUGUUUUCUGCCAUUUGUUUUGCUAAAUUUAGCAGUAGCAAUCUUUUGUGCUGAUGAAUAUAGUAGAGCAGACUUUCCUCCUCAUUUUAUCUUUGGUUCUGGUACCUCUGCUUAUCAGGUGGAAGGGGCUGCUAACGAGGAUGGGAGAAAGCCUAGCGUUUGGGAUACCUUUGUUCAUGAGGGAAAGAUGGGUGGGGCAACUGCAGAUGUAUCAGUUGACCAGUAUCAUAAAUACAAGGAAGAUGUCGGGCUCAUGGUUGAAACUGGGUUGGAUGCCUAUAGAUUUUCCAUCUCAUGGUCAAGACUCAUCCCAAAUGGAAGAGGCCCAGUCAAUCCAAAGGGCUUAGAGUAUUACAACAAUCUCAUCAAUGAGCUUAUCAGCAAUGGCAUCCAGCCACAUGUUACAAUAUUCCAUUAUGAUCAUCCUCAGGCACUUGAAGAUGAGUACCGUGCAUGGAUUAGCCCAAAGAUAGUGAAAGAUUUCACAGCUUAUGCAGAUGCGUGUUUCAGAGAAUUUGGUGAUCGGGUUUUGUACUGGACUACUUUGAAUGAGCCUAAUGUUCUUCCACUUUUCAGUUAUGAUUUGGGAAUAUUGCCUCCCAACCGAUGUUCUGCUCCAUUUGGAUUUAACUGCUCUCAAGGCAACUCAACAUCUGAGCCAUACUUGGUUACUCAUCAUCUCUUGUUGGCACAUGCAUCAGCUGCAAGAUUGUACAAGAAUAAGUAUCAGGGAAGGCAAAAUGGAUUUAUCGGGAUUAAUAUCUUAACAAGUGGGGUUGUUUCUCUAACAAAUUCAACAGAGGAUUUGCUUGCAUCUCAAAGAAUCACCGACUUUUUCGUUGGCCUGAUAAUGGAUCCUCUGGUGUUUGGGAACUAUCCUGACACAGUAAAGAAAAAUGCCGGCGUAAGACUGCCAACCUUUACCAAUUAUCAGAAGAAGCAGAUUAAAGGUUCAUUUGACUUCAUUGGAAUUAAUCACUACUUCUCACUAACAGCCGAAGACAACCCUGCCAGCCUUAAUUUUGAGCAUAGAGACUAUUUCGCGGACAUCGCAGUAAAAAUUGGCAUAGGUGAUUGGGAUACCUCAUCAUUUGAGUAUCCUAUAAAUCAAUGGGGCUUGCAAGAGGUGCUGGAGUACUUCAAGCAAUUUUAUGGAAACCCACCUAUUUACAUUCAUGAGAAUGGGCAGCGAAGCCGACGAACUUCAUCCUUGGAAGACACUUCAAGGGUGAAGUAUAUGCAUGCAUACGUUGGAAGUGUACUUGAUGCUAUUAGAAAUGGAUCAAACACGAGAGGCUAUUUUACAUGGUCUUUCUUAGAUAUAUUUGAGCUUUUGGGUGGCUAUGAACCAUGCUUCGGUCUGUAUUAUGUAGACAUUAACGACUCAGAAUUGAAGAGAUAUCCUAAGCUCUCUGCACGUUGGUAUUCUCAAUUUUUGAAGGGAGGAAAAGUUAGUUCUGAUGGAGUUAUUGAGCUUCCAGAGAAUUCAUCAUCUUUUUCUGAUAAUCUUCUGUUUCAGCAGACUAUAGAUUGAUCUGAAAUCCUAAAACCAUAUGCAUGUACUUGUUAAGAUUUUAUCAGGCCUGUGGAAGCUUAUGCUAUUUCUAAAUAGCCUUGUGAUUUCUUAUUAGAAUAUCAACAAUAAAGGGUAGACAUAAACAAUAAUUCUUAUC
This is a messenger RNA of Ricinus communis (castor bean), 2056 nucleotides long. Its product is annotated as hydroxyisourate hydrolase. The transcript has 13 exons. Gene Ontology annotation, molecular function: beta-glucosidase activity. Bases 361 to 1917 code for a protein of 518 amino acids. Gene Ontology annotation, biological process: carbohydrate metabolic process. The record is from RefSeq and is a predicted model, not a curated record. NCBI's taxonomy places the organism in Eukaryota, Viridiplantae, Streptophyta, Magnoliopsida, Malpighiales, Euphorbiaceae.